CAAACUCCUGGUGACAAGCACGCCGGGAUGUGUUCCUCCCUGUCCUUGGUGAGAUGAGGCUGGGAGCUGUUCUUGCUGUUUUGCAGUGUCGCGGAGGACGCCCGGAGCCCGGCGGGGCCAUGCCAGGAUGCGCCUGUGGCCUCGCUGACCUGCCCGCCGUCCCCGCUGCCUGUCCCGCCCGGCGCCAUGGGAGGAUGCUUCUCGAAGCCCAAGCCAGUUGAAGUGAAAAUUGAAGUUGUAAUACCAGAGAAGGAGAGAAACAAGGAGGAGAUGUCACCCAACGGGAAAGCCAGCCCGCUGAUCUACAAAGUCAACGGGACUGCCCGGCAUUAUCAUCUCGAGGAGCAUCCCAUUGCCAGCAAUCCCUACCACAACCCAAAGGAUGUGGUGGAAGCGUCUGUGUGCCAUGUGAAGGACCUCGAGAAUGGACAGAUGCGGGAAGUGGACCUGGGCUGCGGGAAGGCUCUGCUCAUCAAGGAGAACGGCGAGUUCCACGCCGUGGGACACAAGUGUCCCCACUAUGGGGCUCCGCUGGUCAAAGGGGUUUUGUCCAAAGGAAGAGUCCGCUGUCCCUGGCAUGGAGCUUGCUUCAACAUCGGCACAGGUGACAUAGAGGACUUUCCUGGCUUGGACAGUUUAGCCAGGUUCCAGGUGAAGAUUGAGAAGGAGAAGGUGUACAUCCGAGCAAGCAAGCAGGCUCUUCAGACACAGAGGAGGACAAAGAUGAUGGCGAAGUGCAUCUCCCUGAGCAACUAUAACCUGAGCAGUACCAACGUGCUGAUCAUCGGUGCAGGGGCAGCUGGACUGGUCUGUGCAGAGACCUUGCGCCAGGAGGGUUUCUCGGACAGGAUUGUGAUGUGCACGAUGGACAGACACUUGCCCUACGACAGACCAAAGCUCAGCAAGUCAAUGGAUUCCCACCUGGAACAGAUCACCCUGCGCCCCAAGGAGUUCUUCUGCACCUACGACAUCGAAGUCCUGACUGAAAUGCAGGUUGCGGCUGUGGAUAUCAAGAACAAGACAGCGGUGUUCAAGGAUGGAUUUAAGAUGGAAUACAACAAGCUGCUGAUAGCGACUGGAAACACACCUAAAGCUCUCAGCUGCAAAGGCAAGGAGGUGGAAAAUGUUUUCAACAUCCGGACACCUGAAGAUGCCAACCGUGUCGUGAAACUGGCCACAAGCAAGAAUGUGGUUAUCGUGGGAGCGUCCUUCCUGGGGAUGGAGGUGGCCGGCUACCUCGCGGAGAGGGCCCACUCCGUGUCCCUGGUGGAGCUGGAGGAAGUCCCCUUCAAGAAGUUCCUUGGGGAGAGGGUUGGCCGUGCUGUCAUGAAGAUGUUUGAGAGCAACAGGGUGAAGUUCUACAUGCAGACAGAGGUGUCAGAGCUGCGGGAGCAGGAGGGCAAGCUGAAGGAGGUGGUGCUGAAGAGCGGGAAGGUCCUGCGUGCCGACGUGUGUGUCGUCGGUGUCGGCGCAGUCCCAGCGACAGGCUUUCUCAAGCAGAGUGGCAUCAACAUCGACUCCAAAGGCUUCAUCGUGGUCAACAAGAUGAUGCAAACCAAUAUCCCCGGGGUCUUUGCAGCUGGUGAUGCUGUCAUGUUCCCGCUGGCCUUGAGGAAUAAUAAGAAGGUGAACGUCCCUCACUGGCAGAUGGCUCAUAUGCAUGGCCGUAUAGCUGCGCUGAACAUGCUGGCUCAUGGCAUGGAGAUCAGCACGGUCCCAUAUUUGUGGACUGCUGUGUUCGGGAAGAGCAUCCGAUAUGCGGGCCACGGGGAAGGAUUUGAUGACGUUGUCAUUCAGGGAGAUUUAGAUGAGCUGAAGUUUGUGGCAUUCUAUACCAAGAGCGACGAGGUGAUGGCUGUAGCCAGCAUGAACUACGACCCUAUCGUGUCCAAGGUGGCUGAGGUCCUGGCUGCCGGCAGAACCAUCCGAAAACGUGAUGUGGAGCUGUUUGUCCGUCACGGCAAAACCGGAGAUAUGUCCUGGCUAACUGGGAAAGGCUCCUAACACCGUUGGUGGCUGCGCCCUCCUGAUGCUGCACUCACCGUGGGGAGACGGGAUGGCAGCUCCAUGGACAAUUGGGAAACGCCCUGGCUGAGUCAUUCCCCUCUGAGACUUGGAUGAGCCCGGUGCCUGUCACUGCACACUUACCUUCCCAGCAGACCGCCAGCGGUUCCUCUGCCCCGGUGCCUCCCAGGCUGGGGCUCUGCUGUUGCAAUUCCCAUGGGAGGCUGGAGCAGCAGCCCCCCUGGCACUGGCAGUGGGCAGGGGCGCCGUGCGGCCGCGGGUGCUGCCGACAGGCUGGGGGGAUCCCCAGGCAGGUCUGCCCCAAGCCCGUCCCUCACCCCUGCCAACAGCGCGAGGGCCUUUUGUUGCUCCCUGUGCUUUCAAGCAUGUUGCCCCUUCCCAAAUCCUCUUCGCUCCCGGUAGAGCUCCGAUGCGCGUCGCCCCCCCGGGGCCUGACAUCUGCUCCCUCCCUGCAUGGCUGCAGCGUCGCCACAGCUCCCCUGCGGAGCCCAGGGAGAUGGGGUGACGCCGGGUGCUCUCUGUACAGCCUGUGAUUGUGUUUCGCAUUCUCCCUUCUCCAGGCUGGUCAUCCCAUCCAGCCCCUCCCAGCAAAGGUGGGUCCCUGCCCAAGCUGAGGGCUCUGGAACUCCUCAGUCCCCGGCCCAGCACCCGCAGCAUCUCCCUGUCCCAGAGCAGACAAGGGGCUGGAGCGCUGCUCCCCAUCUCUCGGGGCUCGGUUUGGGCACUGGCGGCUCCCAGUCAGUCUCUGGGGUGCGGAGCGGGGCUCCCCAGAGAGGUGCAGCAGCUGGACUGCAGCCCCUGGGCUUGGUGGCCAUCCUUCCAGCCAGCCUUGUGCUGUGACUCUCCUCCAGGAUUAUCGCGGGAUUAAUGCUGCUGCUGAAAUGUUACUCGAGGAAAAGUAGCCAGAGGAGUAUUUCUGGCUGUCCUCUGGCCUUCGUCAUUCAUUCCUCCUGUUGCCUAGUGCCAACGCUGCAUUUCUCAUCUCAGCUUUCCAUGUCGGUGCUCUGCUGUCAUGUUUUCUGCCCCUCACUGGAACCAGAGCCUUAUCUCCAGUUCAGGAGUGGACCUGACCAGCCCACAGCCCUGUGUCCAUCAGCCCAGCAGAGCUGGGGGGGCGAGAACCUCCCUCGGAGAGCCUCCAGUGCUCUGUCCUGGGGGAAGUUUCUUCCCUAGCAGUGUUUUACCCUCAGCCCAAAGCAAGAUGAUUUAUAUUUUUAAUUUGAUUCACCCCCUACGAAUUAAAGCAGUACUAUUCUUGGGAUCUGGAUCAUCUCUGAUUCCUUCCAAGGCCUCGGGUCACCUCUGCAGGUUGGCUGGGUGGUGCAAGCACCUCUUCUGCGGAGGCUUCCCACUUCUACCCAGCUCGCCUGUAUUUAUUUCCAGACUUUCUGAUCUUUGCUGGAUAGAAACAUAGCCAGUUGUCUGUCCUAUCUCUGGUUGGUCUCUUCUGGUUUCACUGAAAGGUUUUUCCAAGCAUGUAGGUAGGGGUGGGUAGGCCGGGAAGUGCAUGCCUCAGCACGCAGCGGUGAGCAGGGUCAGCUUGAACCAUUACGUGUCUGCUGGAUCCGUGAAGGGAUGGGAACUUGCAAGUCUGUCUUAGGUCCCAGAAGGCAAAUGUCUCUGUCCCCAUCCCCAGUGCAGCACGUGUGAGGGCUUUCUCUGAGAGCAGAGGUGCCUGGGGCUGCUCAGCUCCCGGUGCCCCGGGC
Messenger RNA from Tyto alba (common barn owl), 3731 nucleotides. RefSeq names its product apoptosis inducing factor mitochondria associated 3 (gene AIFM3). Lineage: Eukaryota; Metazoa; Chordata; Aves; Strigiformes; Tytonidae. The record is from RefSeq and is a predicted model, not a curated record. Gene Ontology annotation, cellular component: cytoplasm; mitochondrion. Bases 187 to 2004 code for a protein of 605 amino acids. Gene Ontology annotation, molecular function: oxidoreductase activity, acting on NAD(P)H; flavin adenine dinucleotide binding; 2 iron, 2 sulfur cluster binding. The transcript has 21 exons. Gene Ontology annotation, biological process: execution phase of apoptosis.